Molecule: messenger RNA, 2098 nt
Organism: Zootoca vivipara (common lizard)
Lineage: Eukaryota; Metazoa; Chordata; Lepidosauria; Squamata; Lacertidae
Gene: CHRNE
Product: cholinergic receptor nicotinic epsilon subunit
Biological process (GO): monoatomic ion transmembrane transport
Cellular component (GO): postsynaptic membrane
Molecular function (GO): transmembrane signaling receptor activity; acetylcholine-gated monoatomic cation-selective channel activity
Source: RefSeq, a predicted model, not a curated record
CUCAUGUUUGCAGAGUCUGGAAGACACAAGGUAUAAAUACUUCUUUUUUCUGCAAAUUUCACUGGAGCCACAGGACAAAGCCUGCCUUUCAGAUUUACUGCUGUGAACAGAAUAGAUCUGUCCGGCGGCCAUAUAAUCCACCGACAGGUGCAGGAAGUGAGCCCAGCCGGAGGGGAGCUCUGAAAGGAAACACCCUUCCUUGGGAGCCAAAAGCGACCUCGAAAUAACCUCAGGAAAAAGCCUUUGCAGAGCCUGCCAUUGAGGCGAGAGACGCCAUGGGGCGAAGAGUUUGGCUGGGGGCUCUCCUCUGCUGGGGGACCUUCUGGCUGCUGGAGGCCAACGAGGACAUCCGCCUCUACGACCACCUUUUCGCCAACUACGACAAAACAGCCCGCCCUGUGCGCAACGAGGGGGACGUGGUGCAGGUGAACGUCAAGUUGACCCUCACCAACCUCAUCUCCCUGAACGAGAAGGAAGAGACCCUGACCACGAACGUCUGGAUUACACAUGAGUGGUUCGAUUACCGGCUGGAAUACGAGAGCGAGGACUAUGGCGGCAUCAAAGCGCUUCAGGUCCCUGCAGAUAAGGUGUGGCUUCCAGACAUCGUCCUGGAGAACAACAUUGAUGGGAAUUUCGAGGUGGCUUACUUCAGCAACGUCCUGAUCUACCCCAAGGGGUACAUGUACUGGCUGCCCCCUGCCAUCUUCCGCAGCACCUGUGCCAUCGAAGUCACCUUCUUUCCCUUCGACUGGCAGAACUGCUCCCUCGUCUUCCGGUCCAAAUCGUACAACGCCAACGAAGUAGUGCUUGACUUUGGGGGCGACGACGAGACCGGGGCACCCGUGAAGGAGAUUGUGAUUGACCCAGAGGCUUUCACAGAGAACGGGGAGUGGGCCAUUCAGCACCGGCCGGCCCGCAAGGCCCUGGCCCCCGUCUCCGGGGCGGAGGCCCCAGGCUUCUCGGAGGUGCGCUACUUCCUCAUCAUCCAGCGCAAGCCUCUCUUCUACAUCAUCAACAUCAUCAUCCCCUGCGUCCUCAUCUCCUCGCUGGUGGUGCUGGUCUACUUCCUGCCUGCGGAAGCUGGAGGCCAGAAAAUUACCGUCAGCAUCUCUGUCCUGCUAGCCCAGACUGUCUUCUUGUUUCUCAUCGCCCAGAAGGUUCCGGAGACCUCGCUCAGCGUCCCCCUGAUCGGAAAGUACCUGCUCUUUGUGAUGGUGGUGGCCACCCUGAUCGUCACAAACUGCGUCAUCGUUCUCAACGUCUCCCUGCGCACCCCCAGCACCCAUGCCAUGUCGAAGCAGCUGAAGCAUCUCUUCUUGGAGGUCCUUCCACGUUACCUGGGCUCCAGUUUGGAGCCGGCCGGAGAAGACCCCUGGGACGCCCCCCGCCCCCGACGACGCAGCUCCUUCGGGGUGAUGCUGAAGGCGGAGGAGUAUAUCUUGAAGAAGCCACGAAGCGAGAUCCUUUUCGAGCGCCAGGGAAAGCGGCAUGGCCUCCAGAGGGUGCCAGGAGACAGCACGGCUUAUGGCCCGGAUGUGGGGGGAACCAGCACCCUCUACAAGAACCUGGCCAGCCUGGCCCCCGAAAUCAAGGAGUGUGUGGACGCCUGCAACUUCAUUGCCGAGAGCACCAGGGACCAGAGUGUGGACAGUGCGGAGAUGGAGAACUGGGUGCUGAUUGGGAAGGUGAUUGACAAGAUGUGCUUCUGGGCGGCCAUCGCCCUCUUUGCCAUCGGCACCCUCGCCAUCUUCGCCAUGGGGCAACUCAACACCGUGCCGAGCAACCCCUUCCCGGGAGAAGAUCUCCAGGAGUAGGAGCACUGUGCAUGAAUCAGCCGGGGUGGGGGAAAGACAAAGGUGUCCUCUCUGUGGCUCCAGGGGACCUCUGGGGGCUCUAACCUGCUUGACCUGAGUUUUGUGACCUUGCACUCCAACAAGCAGGUCUGAACAGGAGGGUUUUCUGAGGAUCUGGGAAGGUCUGCCGUCACCACACCCGGCUGGAGACAUGAUGAGCUGUCUCUGCAAAGCAGACCUGGUUGUAUGCAAUUGCAAAGUUUGUGCAUGUUUGCAGCGGCCAGAUAAAGGAUAAUGUGACCAGU